Messenger RNA from Fomitopsis serialis, 831 nucleotides. RefSeq lists its product as uncharacterized. The record is from RefSeq and is a predicted model, not a curated record. Lineage: Eukaryota; Fungi; Basidiomycota; Agaricomycetes; Polyporales; Fomitopsidaceae. The coding region runs from base 1 to 831 and encodes 276 amino acids. The transcript has 2 exons.
AUGUCCACCACGGCGUCCUCCAGCGCGUCAUCCGCAACGCAGACGGGCAAUAUCGGCGGCGCCUCGCAGCCCCCGAGCGGCCAGCUACCGUUCAGCUUUCUCAUGACAUUCAUCGCCGUGUUCCUCUUCAUCGUCGGGUGCGGCUUUGGGACGCGUCGGCUGUCGAUCGAGCUGCGGCGCACAAUAGGGCACGCGACGGGCCGGUGCAGCGCUCUACCUCCGACGCCAGAGCUGUGGGACAUCGUUCCGCGGACAUGCCACGAAGCCAUGGGCAAGUUCUGCGAAUUUCUGCCACUCUCCGUCUCAUAUGUCCGCGAGGAGAAAUGUGACCCGUCGGAGCCGUCAACAUCGCCAAUACCGCAGAUUCACUUCCCGGAGGUCCCGACGGGGCUGCGAAUAUUGGAAUUCGUCCCCUUCGUGUCGCUAUUCAUCGCCUAUCGUACGCUACGCCGGAUGCGGGAGGUACAAGCCGCUGCGGCCGCCGGAACAUUCAAUCACUCUUCUACGGUGCCAGAGAUUCCAUCUCCACCGGUCCGCGCGGUGAAGGUCGCCGUGCUUGUAGCCAUGCCUUCUCCACGCCGCCCAAAUUACCGACAUUCAUACAACAGCAGCUACUCGAAAGAUGCCGCGGACUACGCAAUACCGUCACUGACGUACUCUUCACGCCCUACCGGGGUCGGCGAGGAGCGGCGGAAAAGCAGCCUGAGCACAGGCAAGGAGCGCGAUAGCGGAUACCCUGAGAGCGUGUCGGACGAGGACGCGGCGUCAAGGGAGCUCGUAUUAGGCGUGGUACAGGUUCCAUGGGACACGGGUGAGGUAGAACUCUCAUGA